UUUUUUUUUUUCUUUUUCUCUGCUUACAAGAAACUACCUGUUUUUUUAUUUCAAUGUUUAAAGUAGAUACAUAUCAAGCUCCAACAGCAACCUUAACACCUACAAAGUUACUUAUGGACACAAGCGUAAACAAUACUGACUGGAGUUUCAAUCGUCCUGCUACUAUGGCUGGCUUUAGCUACAUGAAUGAAAUCAAUCCCUUUGAUGCCGCCUCAAACUUCUUUGACCAAAAAGUUCAAUCUAAUACACACAAUAUGAUGAUGAUGCCACCAAGCCCAGAAGACGACAACUACAGUACAAACACAGAGCUGGUACGCCCACCGGCUCCUCUCACGCCACCUUCUGCUACUUCGGACACCCCACCCAGAAAGCAACGAAAGAAGCUUUUGGAAAAAAACCGUGAAGCCGCUUACCGCUGCCGACAAAAAAAGAAGAAGUGGAUCCAUGAUCUCGAAGAAAAAUCGGUGACUUUUGAAAACAGAAACAAAGAACUUCAAGAACAGGUUUCACAAUUAAGAGAAGAAAGCAUCUAUCUGCGCAACUUACUCUUGACCCACGGUAACUGUGAUUGUGAAGUAGUGGUAAGUUUGUAUAUGAAGAAAGAGUGAUAGAGAACUAACGUGAACCUUCAAUAGCAAGCGUAUUUGCGUCGCACUUCGGAACAGUUAUCUAGCAACAUCUACUCAAACUUAAGCAAGUUGGUUGGCUCUUCAUCGUCGGCUAAUUCUGAAUCUUCUGGUUAUGAUGACCGCCGACUCUCUUUUGAUCAGUAAUCAACUCUUUUACCCUAUCUCCCAUACAAAAAAAGAGAACCUCUCCACAGUAUAUACUUUUAAUUUUCUUUUUUUCUUUUUUUUUCUCUUUGAAAAAGAAAAAGACACCAUUGUACACUUAUUGAAUGCACAUAUACACCCUCCCCUCCCCCUUUCCCUUUUUUUUCUUAGCAAUCCAAAAAAAUACUUUAUCCUUCAUCUUGUUAAAUAAUACUAUAUUCAUACUAUUUUCAUAAUAAAAAAAUCAAACUCAUAAAAUACUUUUUAUAUAAAA
Gilbertella persicaria is the source of this 1047-nucleotide messenger RNA. RefSeq lists its product as uncharacterized. Gene Ontology annotation, molecular function: DNA-binding transcription factor activity, RNA polymerase II-specific; RNA polymerase II cis-regulatory region sequence-specific DNA binding. The record is from RefSeq and is a predicted model, not a curated record. NCBI's taxonomy places the organism in Eukaryota, Fungi, Mucoromycota, Mucoromycetes, Mucorales, Choanephoraceae. The transcript is spliced from 2 exons. Bases 54 to 608 code for a protein of 184 amino acids. Gene Ontology annotation, biological process: regulation of transcription by RNA polymerase II.